Molecule: messenger RNA, 1347 nt
Organism: Aspergillus pseudotamarii
Lineage: Eukaryota; Fungi; Ascomycota; Eurotiomycetes; Eurotiales; Aspergillaceae
Product: nitronate monooxygenase
Exons: 4
Coding region: 119-1186 (355 amino acids)
Molecular function (GO): nitronate monooxygenase activity
Source: RefSeq, a predicted model, not a curated record
CUCCUAUAUUUAGGACUUAUUUCUCCAUACUCUCCACAUGUCAUCGUUCCUGAUCAUCUUCACUACAUCUACCUUUUGAUUCUCGGUCACUUUCUCUUCUAACGUCCCACCCUCAACCAUGGCUUCUCCUCAGAAAAUCCGUACUACCCUUACGGAUCUGCUCAAGAUCCAACACCCCAUCCUGCUGGCAGGUAUGAACGUGGCCGCCGGUCCUAAGUUGGCCGCAGCGGUCACCAACGCCGGUGGCCUCGGUGUCAUCGGUGGUGUCGGCUACACCCCCGACAUGCUUCGUGAACAGAUUACAGAACUCAAGAGCUACUUGAAUGACAAGAGUGCGCCUUUUGGUGUCGACCUUUUGCUUCCGCAGGUCGGAGGAAACGCUCGGAAGACCAACUACGACUACACCAAGGGAAAGCUUGACGAGCUUGUCGACAUCAUCAUUGAGAGCGGUGCACGCUUAUUCGUUUCGGCCGUCGGUGUCCCUCCCAAGCACGUCGUGGAGAAGCUCCACGGUGCUGGCAUCCUGUGCAUGAACAUGAUCGGCCACCCCAAGCACGUUCAGAAGGCUCUUGAUGUUGGUGUAGAUAUCAUCUGCGCCCAGGGCGGUGAAGGUGGUGGUCACACUGGUGAUGUUCCGACUACCGUUCUCAUCCCUACCGUUGCCAAGCUGUGCCAAGGCAAGAAGAGCCCCUUGACUGGUCAGCCUGUACAGGUCGUCGCCGCAGGUGGUUUGUUCAAUGGUAACUCGGUUGCCGCCGCUCUUAUGCUUGGUGCCUCUGCUGUCUGGAUUGGUACUCGCUUCAUCCUGUCUGAUGAGGCCGGUGCUCCUACUGCUCACCAGGAGGCCGUCCGCACUGCCGGAUUCGAGGACAAUGUCCGCACCAUUAUCUUCACUGGUCGUCCCCUUCGCGUUCGCAACAACGCCUACAUCAAGAACUGGGAAGAGAACCGCCAGGAGGAGAUCAAGCAAUUGACCGCUAAGGGUAUCAUCCCUGUCGAGCACGACAUGGAGAACUUGCCCGAUGACGUUGACGAUGAGACCCUGGACAAUGCCCGUCCCUUCUUGAUGGGCAAGGUCGCUGCCGUCGUCAAUGAGAAGAAGUCUGCCAAGGCUAUUGUUGAUGAGCUUGUUAAUGAUGCCUCUGAUCUGUUGCAGAAGGGCCACAAGAUGCUUGCUAAACUGUAAAUAAUUUCAUUGUUAAUGGCGCACUCCGGGUAUGAGGAUGGUGCAUAUAAAUGUUGAUAUUCAUGACCAUUCAUACUGGUUAGCGUUCUCUAUACCAAUUUCCUCUUCAGCUUAUUGAGUUCUCCAGCAGCCGGACUGGACCCACGGUUCAAUUUGCAGCU